Molecule: messenger RNA, 408 nt
Organism: Henningerozyma blattae CBS 6284
Lineage: Eukaryota; Fungi; Ascomycota; Saccharomycetes; Saccharomycetales; Saccharomycetaceae
Gene: CTF8
Product: Ctf8p
Exons: 1
Coding region: 1-408 (135 amino acids)
Biological process (GO): mitotic sister chromatid cohesion
Cellular component (GO): Ctf18 RFC-like complex
Source: RefSeq, a predicted model, not a curated record
AUGAACGUAGUAGACAUAUCGAUCGACCAUCACGUUUUAGGCCAACUAGCACAGGAAAAGUUAUCUACAAUAGCAACUCCUCUAGGCAAUACUAUUAUCGAGAUACAAGGCGAAUUAGAUAUUCCUAGCUUGCAGCAGCUUCCGAAGGAUAAUUACUUGCAAGACAGUAGAUUUUCUUUAGAUUCUCAAGAUAAUCCUAUAGUGAAAGUAGGCAUAUUGAAUAUAGACCAGGAUUCAAAACAAGUUACCAUGUAUGUAGGGACAACUCAGCGUCUCUUAGGAAAAAUUGAGAAGCUUGACCCUCCUCUAGGGCUCUUACAUUUUGUUAGUGAAACCAAAGAAUAUCAACUGAAAGAUGUGUUUACUCAUAAGAUCGUAUUCAGGAAUAGACCAUUACCAAUUAUGUGA